AUGCAGUGUAACAGGAAAGUACUCGGAAUCCUCACAGCUGCUAUACUCCUGCUUGUAGCCGUAGCUAUCGCUCUGGUAUUAGUGCUUGUUGUCUUCAGGGAGGAUGUUGUAAAAGUAAAAACCCCGAACGCAGGAACAAUUCUCGGGAGUACAAGCAUCCUAAAGGACGGCGAUACAAAGAUACAAGAGUUUCACAAUAUCCGUUAUGCUGAUCCUCCUGUUGGAAUGUUGAGGUUCAGACCGCCAGUAAGGCACUUUGAAGAGGACCCUGAAAAUGAGGUUCUAGCAACAGACAGUACGGAGAUUAAAUGUGUCCAGGCAACGUCUGGCGAAGGAGCGGAAGAUUGUCUGUUUUUGACCGUUCGGUCUGGAGAUUUGAAUGCUUCCAAGCCUGUUCUAGUAUGGAUACAUGGAGGGGGACUUUCAUUUGGUCACGGAACAUCGCCGGGUUACAGUUUUGAUUCAGAGGUGACUCACAAGGUUGAUGCUGUGACUGUUAACAUUAACUACAGGUUAGGUUUCCUUGGUUUCAGUUCAGUGAAGGAGUUGUGGGACGAGGACGAGGGUGUCUACGCUAACAAUGGUAUCAGAGAUAUGAUCGCAGCUCUGGAUUGGAUACAAGAUAAUAUAGCAGCGUUCGGUGGAGACCCUGGCUCGGUAACCCUGAUCGGCGAGAGUGGAGGUGCUACAGCUGUGCUGGCUCUAACUUGUUCCCCCCUAGCUAACAACAAGUAUCAUGCCGUCAUUUCACAGAGUCCAGCCCCAGAGAUGAGAUUUACUCACGUAGAUGGAGAUGUUCACCAAAGGACCAUAGUUGAUCAACUCGACUGCACCCAGGAAGCGGCUGCUGACCGUAAACAGUGUCUCUUAGAACUACCUGCUGAAAAGUUUUCAGGGAAAUAUCUUGACAUUAUGAGCGGAUUGGGUUACUUUACUUUCCCCUUACUGCUUGGUGAGAAAGCGGAGGUUGUAGGACUGGUUGUGAUCGAUCCAGUUGUGGUGACUGUGUCUCCUAGGAACUUGAGCUCAGGUGAUUUUACUCCGUCCUCUCCGUUACCCAUAAUAGUUUCGAACUUAGCAGAGGAAAACUGGCAGAGUGAUUGGGAGCUCAAUCCACCGUUUACUUCCAAGGCUGAUUUGAGGACAAAACUGAACCCGCUGUUUAAAAACUUGUCAGACGAACCAAAUGUGACGGACGAAGUGAUAGCCCUGUACCCUAACCAAGACCCGGUUUCUAUUUGGAGUCUUAUGACUUGUGACAUGAGGUCCACUUGUCCGACUAACAGUGUAGCUGAGGCCAUGUCCGCUGCUCCCCACAGGGACAUUUACAGACUGUACAUCACCCACCGUUCUAGUCUAGGGGUUCCUGCCUUCCAUGGUUAUGAUUCCAUCGUGUUUUUCGGGUACAAAAGUGAAAUGUUUGUUGCAAGAGAAUUAGAUACCAAGUUUGAGAAACAUUAUAUUGAUAUGGUCAAAAAGCUGGCGAAGGAAAACACAUUUGAGGAUGGGUGGAUGACGUUUCCCGGGAAAUCUAUGAUAUACGAGAACUCUGAUGAGAUUUCUAAAAUUAGCAGUAGUAAACCUCAGCAGAUCGUGUGUGAGAAACUGAGUGAACUGAAUUUGGUUAAAUAUGGCUGGCAAAAUAAGUAG
Molecule: messenger RNA, 1650 nt
Organism: Bolinopsis microptera
Lineage: Eukaryota; Metazoa; Ctenophora; Tentaculata; Lobata; Bolinopsidae
Product: carboxylesterase 1D-like
Exons: 1
Coding region: 1-1650 (549 amino acids)
Source: RefSeq, a predicted model, not a curated record